AUGAUAACAACCACAGUUCCUGCCGUGACAACGACACCUGCCACUGCUGCAGCAGCCAUCACAGCCACAGUUGCUGCAACAACAACCACAGCUGCUCCAACUACUACCACAGCUACUGCUGCAACCACAGCUGCCCCCACAACCACAACAGCUGGCAUGACGACUACGACAAAUCCGGUCACAACAACCACAUCUGCUUCGACUACAACAACAGCAGCAACCACCACAAUCACAGGAGCUGCCACCACAACCACUACUGCUCCUACUACAACCACAGCUCCUGUCACGACAACCACAGAUGCUCCAACUACAACCACAAAUGGAGUCACAACAUCCACAGUUUCUCCCACAACAACCACAGCUGCUGCCACAACAACCACAGCUGCUGCCACAACAACCACAGCUGCUGCCAUCACAACCACAGUUGCCGCCACAGUCACUACAGCAGGCAUCACAACACCCACAGCUGCUUCGACUACAACAACAGCAGCAACCACCACAAUCACAGGAGCUGCCACCACAACCACUACUGCUCCUACUACAACCACAGCUCCUGUCACGACAACCACAGAUGCUCCAACUACAACAACAAAUGGAGUCACAACAUCCACAGUUUCUCCCACAACAACCACAGCUGCUGCCACAACAACCACAGCUGCUGCCACAACAACCACAGCUGCUGCCAUCACAGCCACAGUUGCCGCCACAGUCACCACAGCAGGCAUCACAACACCCACAGCUGCUUCGACUACAACAACAGCAGCAACCACCACAAUCACAGGAGCUGCCACCACAACCACUACUGCUCCUACUACAACCACAGCUCAUGUCACGACAACCACAGAUGCUCCAACUACAACCACAAAUGGAGUCACAACAUCCACAAUUUCUCCCACAACAACCACAGCUGCUGCCACAACAACCACAGCUGCUGCCACAACAACCACAGCUGCUGCCACAACAACCACAGCUGUCUGCUCCAACUACAACCUCAACUACGUCCAUGAUAACAACCACAGUUCCUGCCGUGACAACAACACCUGCCACUGCUGCAGCAGCCAUCACAGCCACAGUUGCUGCAACGACAACCACAGCUGCUCCAACUACUACCACAGCUACUGCUGCAACCACAGCUGCCCCCACAACCACAACAGCUGGCAUGACGACUGCCACAAUUCCGGUCACAACAACCACAUCUGCUUCGACUACAACAACAGCAGCAACCACCACAAUCACAGGAGCUGCCACCACAACCACUACUGCUCCUACUACAACCACAGCUCCUGUCACGACAACCACAGAUGCUCCAACUACAACCACAAAUGGAGUCACAACAUCCACAGUUUCUCCCACAACAACCACAUCUGCUGCCACAACAACCACAGCUGCUGCCACAACAACCACAGCUGCUGCCAUCACAGCCACAGUUGCCGCCACAGUCACCACAGCAGGCAUCACAACACCCACAGCUGCUUCGACUACAACAACAGCAGCAACCACCACAAUCACAGGAGCUGCCACCACAACCACUACUGCUCCUACUACAACCACAGCUCCUGUCACGACAAUCACAGAUGCUCCAACUACAACCACAAAUGGAGUCACAACAUCCACAAUUUCUCCCACAACAACCACAGCUGCUGCCACAACAACCACAGUUUCUCCCACAACAACCACAGGUGCUGCCAUCACAACCACAGGUGCCGCCACAGUCACCACAGCAGGCAUCACAACAACCACAUUUGCUCAUUUAACAACCACAGCUGCUCCAACUACAACCACAAAUGGAGUCACAACAUCCACAAUUUCUCCCACAACAACCACAGCUGCUGCCACAACAACCACAGCUGCUGCCACAACAAUCACAGCUGCGCCAAUUACAACAACAAAUGGAGUCACAACAAACACAGUUUCUCCCACAACAACCACAGCUGCUCCAACUACAACCUCAACUACGUCCAUGAUAACAACCACAGUUCCUGCCGUGACAACGACACCUGCCACUGCUGCAGCAGCCAUCACAGCCACAGUUGCUGCAACAACAACCACAGCUGCUCCAACUACUACCACAGCUACUGCUGCAACCACAGCUGCCCCCACAACCACAACAGCUGGCAUGACGACUGCCACAAUUCCGGUCACAACAACCACAUCUGCUUCGACUACAACAACAGCAGCAACCACCACAAUCACAGGAGCUGCCACCACAACCACUACUGCUCCUACUACAACCACAGCUCCUCUGCUGCCACAACAACCACAGCUGCUGCCAUCACAGCCACAGUUGCCGCCACAGUCACCACAGCAGGCAUCACAACAACCACAGUUGCUCAUUUAACAACCACAGCUGCUCCAACUACAACCUCAACUACGUCCAUGAUAACAACCACAGUUCCUGCCGUGACAAUGACACCUGCCACUGCUGCAGCAGCCACCACAGCCACAGUUGCUGCAACAACAACCACAGCUGCUCCAACUACUACCACAGCUACUGCUGCAACCACAGCUGCCCCCACGACCACAACAGCUGGCAUGACGACUACCACAAUUCCGGUCACAACAAGCACAGCUGAUUCGACUACAACAACAGCAGCAACCACCACAAUCACAGGAGCUGCCACCACAACCACUACUGCUCCUACUACAACCACAGCUCCUGUCACGACAACCACAGAUGCUCCAACUACAACCACAAAUGGAGUCACAACAUCCACAGUUUCUCCCACAACAACCACAUCUGCUGCCACAACAACCACAGCUGCUGCCACAACAACCACAGCUGCUGCCAUCACAGCCACAGUUGCCGCCACAGUCACCACAGCAGGCAUCACAACACCCACAGCUGCUUCGACUACAACAACAGCAGCAACCACCACAAUCACAGGAGCUGCCACCACAACCACUACUGCUCCUACUACAACCACAGCUCCUGUCACGACAACCACAGAUGCUCCAACUACAACCACAAAUGGAGUCACAACAUCCACAAUUUCUCCCACAACAACCACAGCUGCUGCCACAACAUCCACAGUUUCUCCCACAACAACCACAGGUGCUGCCAUCACAACCACAGGUGCCACCACAGUCACCACAGCAGGCAUCACAACAACCACAGUUGCUCAUUUAACAACCACAGCUGCUCCAACUACAACCUCAACUACGUCCAUGAUAACAACCACAGUUCCUGCCGUGACAAUGACACCUGCCACUGCUGCAGCAGCCACCACAGCCACAGUUGCUGCAACAACAACCACAGCUGCUCCAACUACUACCACAGCUACUGCUGCAACCACAGCUGCCCCCACGACCACAACAGCUGGCAUGACGACUACCACAAUUCCGGUCACAACAAGCACAGCUGAUUCGACUACAACAACAGCAGCAACCACCACAAUCACAGGAGCUGCCACCACAACCACUACUGCUCCUACUACAACCACAGCUCCUGUCACGACAACCACAGAUGCUCCAACUACAACCACAAAUGGAGUCACAACAUCCACAGUUUCUCCCACAAAAACCACAGGUGCUGCCACCACAACCACAGGCGCCGCCGCCACAACCACAGGGUCCGCCACCACAACCACAGGUACCGCCACGGUCACCACAGCAGGCAUCACAACUGCCACAGUUGCUCAUUCAACAACCACAGCUACUCCAUUUACAACCUCAACUACGUCCACAGAUGCUCCAACUACAAACACAGUUGGCGUUGCAAAAACCACAGCUUCACCAACAACUACAACUACAGCUGCUUCCUCUACAAGCACAGCUGCUGCCACUUCAACCACAACAUCUGCUCCCACAACUACAGCUGCCACCACAACAGCCACAGAUUCUCUAACUACAAACACAGCUACUACCACAUCAACAACUUAUCCACCUACAACCACAGUAGCUUCCUCUGCAACCACACCUUCUGCCACAACAACUACACCUGCUGCCACUACUACCACAGCUGCUCAAACUGCAACCAACGCAGCAGCCAACACAACCACAGCAGCUGCCACAACAACCAUAGUUGCUGCCACAACAACCACAGCAUCUCCAACUACAAUCACAGCUGACAAAACAACAACCACAGCUUCUGCCACAAAAACUACAGAUGCUCCAACUACAACCACAGUUUUCGUUACAACAACCACAGCUGCAACUAUAACAUCCACAGCUUCUGCCACAAACACCACUGUACCAACGACAACCAAAAUUGUUCCCACAACCACCACAGCCACCGCUACCACAACUAAGUCAACAGCGGCACCGACAGCGAAUGAGGGGUCAAUGGGAUUAGGAUUCAGAAUGUUCCGUGCAUUCCAAAGUGACUAUACUGAUUCUUCAACAACAGCAUAUCAGGAACUGGCAGAAAAUGUUACCACAGAGGGCACCAGUGGCGAAUUUGCCAAUCUUGGUAUUCUCUGGCAAAUAGCAAACGUCCUGCACGUGUUGGGCUGUAAGCACAACCCCCACCUGUGGACGUCGGGCCCUCAUACCACCCUCAUGGAGAACUACAACUUCUGCAGCCACCACAGUUGCCGCAACUACCACAGCCACCACAACAACCACAGCCACCCCCACAACAACAACAACAGCUGGUCCUACACCAAACACAGCUGCUUCAACAACAUCUGUUGUUGA
Oncorhynchus nerka (sockeye salmon) is the source of this 4635-nucleotide messenger RNA. RefSeq names its product mucin-5AC-like. The record is from RefSeq and is a predicted model, not a curated record. NCBI's taxonomy places the organism in Eukaryota, Metazoa, Chordata, Actinopteri, Salmoniformes, Salmonidae. The transcript has 6 exons. Bases 1 to 4635 code for a protein of 1544 amino acids.